Oldenlandia corymbosa var. corymbosa is the source of this 2105-nucleotide messenger RNA. Lineage: Eukaryota; Viridiplantae; Streptophyta; Magnoliopsida; Gentianales; Rubiaceae. The record is from the annotation of a GenBank genome assembly.
CUUUAUUAUUUUUUCUCACAUCCAAAAAAUGAUUAUAAGGAAAUGGAUUUAGGGAAUCUAAUGAAAAUGUUACAAGUACAAUAUGCCUUUGGAGUUUGGACAAAUAUGUAAAAAGAGUUGUACCUUAUGCAUCAGUUGUUGUACACAGUCUUACAAUUAAAUUAACAGAACAACCGACAAAUAAAGCCGAACCCUUCAAUAUAAUAGUCGUCCCCGCGACCCAAAUCUCUCCUCCCCAUCCACGAAGAAAACAACCCAUCAUCUUCUCCCCUUCCCCGUCGGGACUGCAAUCAAGAUAAGGACUUUUCCUACUGAUUUUCUUCUUCUCUUAUAUAAAUUUCCUUCAAUUUUUUUUUUAAUUUCUUUUGUAAUACGAAAGAUUCAUUGCAAGAAAAAAAAAAUUCCCAAUUCCAAUCCGACCCACAUGCCAAUAAUCGAAGAAAUUGAAGAGAUCUCAGAUACUCAUCCUCCUCCCCACCACCACCACCACCACCACCACCGGCGGCAACGCGGCGGCAGUCAUGCAGACACCCGAGAAAACCACCAAUCGGUUCCAAUUGGGAAGCCCUUUACGUAUUCAGGUCCAAGGAAGAUUCUUUUUGUCCUGCUUAAAUGGAUCAUUAUGACCUUCGUUCUUGCCCUGUUCCUCAUCUUCAUUGGCUUCGCUGCCCUUGUGGUCAUUCACUUUUUCCUCACUAACACCGCCGUUCAACACCACCGUCGCCGUCGCGGCCGCGGCCGUGGCCAGGCGUCGCCCCAGAGUUUAAUCGCUCUGGGUCCCGUUCACGACUUGUUACCUUUUGUCGGCUAUUCCGCCGCGGAUCAAACCGCGAGGGAUUGUGCGAUUUGUUUGGAGGGUUUCAAGGAAGGAGAUCCUUGCAGGAAAUUGCCCGAUUGUGGCCACUUGUUUCAUGUCCAUUGUGUGGAUUUCUGGCUCACCAAGAAGCCCAAUUGCCCCGUUUGUCGAACCCGGGUUCAGCUGGAUUGUGGCUCAUCCGGGUCAUUGCAUAAUAGCGAUGAUGAAUGGAAGUUUUGGUGGCCGGUUGGAGCUUGAAGAUGACAGUGCUACCAAAUGAUGGAUUGAGUAGUAGGCAAGGGGGGCUUUCUUUAAUGAGUGUAUGAGGUGCAUAAGGCUUAGAGAUUACAAAGAUUGUCAGGAACAUUUCUGGACCUGUUAUUACCCAACUUAUCUUGUCAAAAAGCUUUCACUGCUCCUUGGAUGGGAGCUUGAAAGAGAAUGAACUCCUUUUUUGUUGGGAAAGUUAUGCUUUACUUGUGCGCUGGCUGUAGUAUUUCUUUCUCUGUAUACAUGCACAAUUCCAUCCAACCUUAGGACUCGUAUAAGCAUUGCACGGGGGUGCUUCCCGCGAUGUAGCUAAAGCAAUGUAUCUUUAUCUUCUGCUCAAACAACUGUCUGAUGAAGCAAGUAGGUGAGGUUUAAAACAGUGAAAUCAUUUUUAGCUUUGAAGAGAGCUAGCAGUGGAGUUAUUGAUCUGUUGUGCUGCUAUAUUUGGUGACACUGCAGAAGUCUGCAACUGUCAUGAGCACUGCGAUGGCCAUGUCCCUAACAUGAUUCUCACCUCUUUUUCUAUCUUCCCUGCUUUUUGUGAUUUUCAACUUUCCUGAAUCUUAGCAGAUGCUCCGACUUCAGUGCAAUCCUCUUACAUUUUUCACACUGCUCAUCCCAUCACAACAUCAGUAUGGCGGAACAUUGAUCAAUCCAGCUAGGUUUGAAUGAGUCCAUAGCCUCAUAGCCGAGUUUAGCUAUACCAAGUCCAUUGUUACCUUUAAUUUUAGUUUCACAAAAUGAAUUAUUAAUGUGAGGCGAGUACUAUACAUCAAUAGGAUAUGUUAUAUAGGGCAAAAUUGCAAGAUCAACUAAGGUUCUCCCCUUCCAAAAAAAAAAAACUAAAGGUUCUAAGCUCUAACCCAGGUGGUGUAAAGGGACUUGAUGAAAGAAAGGGGAAGCUGUUUCAACUUCAAAGCAAACCAAGUUUUACUUAAAUUGAUUCACUGUGUAACACAACUGUCUCAACCGUGGGUAGUACUGCAUCCAUUCUUGAUGGAACUGGCUUCUCGUCAAAUUUAGUUGUAGAAACUUUUAC